GAUUCCUUGCAGUCUGAGUCGGGGAAACAACUGAGGUGCCGAUGUUGAUUGUCAGGUCAAGAGUUGGACAAUCUUUUCCCGGGAGGAAGAGCAGCUCAGUCUUGUCAAGGUUGAGCUUGAGGUGGUGAGCAGACAUCCACUGAGAGAUGUCAGCUAGACAAGCAGAGAUUAUUACUCAGCACUUAGAUAUCCUAAGGCCUAAUGAGUUAAGGAACAACUCGUUCACUUCCAGAUACGUGUCAAUCUGUUGCAAGGUCAGUAACCCAUUGAUGAGAAAAUAGAGGAAAUGCAAAACCCCGGAGAAGAGCCAAAAGACUCAACUUCAAGGCAAGCAUGAGUUACAGGACUGUGGUGAUGUACAUGGAGAUUGGCUGCUUUAUUGUCUGUGUAUUUGGAUGGAUCCUGGUGUGCUCCACCAUGCCCACAGAGAUCUGGACAUGGUCUGAGGUAGACAGCAUAGUCUUGACCACUUCAAACUACUUCUCCAACCUGUGGAAGGAUUGUAUAUCUGAUUCAACUGGAGUUUCUGACUGCAAAGGAAUUCCAUCAAUGCUUGCACUAAACUGGGACAUACAUAUGUGCCGUGCUCUCAUCAUCAUCUCUAUUAUACUGGCUUUUUUUGGAUCAGUGCUGGUCCUGGUGGGAAUGAAGUGCACUAAAGUUGGGGGAUCAGAGAUUGUUAAUGCAAGAGUGACCUUUGCUGGUGGGAUGAACUACCUUAUCGGAGGUCUGUGUUCAAUGACCGCUUUCUCUUAUUAUGGAAACAAAAUCAGAGCAGAAUUUCAGGACCCAAACUACAAAGCUCAGAAGUUUGAAAUAGGUGUUGGUGUCUUUAUUGGCUGGGGAGGCUCCACUUUACUUGUUGUUGGAGGCCUUAUUUACAGUAUCUUUGCAGGGAGGGAAGGAUUCGUCUCAAGUCCUAAAAAAGACCCUGACUACCAGUUGCCUAUGGACUACAGAAGUGUUGCAACAAAAAAAAGUAUUGCGUCUGUGGCAAUUACAGCGACGUCUUAUGGAAGGACCACCACCAGUGAUAGUAUUGGGAGCAGGAUUUCUGAGAUCACUUCUACCACAUCCACAUCCGCCACAAAUGCAUAUGUAUGACUUAAUUUCAAAGGUUGAAAGAUGAAAUGCACGGGUGGGCUUAUCAUUAGAUUUAUUUUAAAUUAUAAAAUGUUUUUCACCGCAGACACAUUCACAAAUAAGGAACGGCUCUGUGUCCCAAAACCUGUGUAUUAGUUAUUUCGAUAUGUUGCUGUUGUAGUAAUAGUUUGAACAAUGUAUAUAUUAACAUAUAAUAAAUAUUGUAAGAUGUUUUGGAAAUUUGCAAUAAAGCUAAACGCUGAAAAAAACAUUUAUAUAUUACACUUUGUUUCCCCCGGACCAUCAUCAGGAUUGAAAUCAUUCGCAUUAAUUGUCAUGAUGGAAAGUAUCGAAGUGCAUUUACUUGAACACUGUUUUUAAAUGGGACAUACUAUGCUCCUAUGUUU
Messenger RNA from Gymnodraco acuticeps, 1490 nucleotides. RefSeq names its product claudin-10-like. Bases 334 to 1104 code for a protein of 256 amino acids. NCBI's taxonomy places the organism in Eukaryota, Metazoa, Chordata, Actinopteri, Perciformes, Bathydraconidae. Gene Ontology annotation, cellular component: plasma membrane; bicellular tight junction. Gene Ontology annotation, biological process: bicellular tight junction assembly; cell adhesion. The transcript has 7 exons. Gene Ontology annotation, molecular function: structural molecule activity. The record is from RefSeq and is a predicted model, not a curated record.